CUCGCCGAUUCCUCUCUCACCUCUCUCCCUACCAUGAUGCGUACCUCAUCCAUUCGCAGCACAGAUGAUCCCCUCUCCCUCGCAAUGCUCCCCCCAGAGUCGGAGACAGAUGCAGAGCGCGUCGCCAGACUCCAGAGCGAGUCAGACGCACGCCGUAUCUCUGAGCAGAUUGACGAGGAGCUCAGGAUCGAGCGAGAAAGACUCAAGAAAAACAAGAGCGACGUCAAGCUUCUCCUCCUGGGCCAGGCGGAGUCCGGAAAGUCCACCCUCCAGAAGCAAUUUCAGCUCAUGUACUCUCCCGCUUCCCUCGAGAGCGAGCGCAUGUCCUGGCGCACAGUCGUCUAUUUCAACAUCGUUCGCUCCCUGAGGAAGAUCCUGACAACCCUUGAAUCAUGGGAGGAAAAUGAUGAUGCUUCUCCUUCCAGUGUCACCAGCUCUCAGAUCGGUGUUGCCUUAUCUCCCUCUCCUCCCGUUUCGCCGAACGGUACCCGAGCUUCCUCCCCUUCCCGUCUAGGGCUCGCUGCCAUCGCCGAUAUUCGCAGGCGUCUCAUGCCUCUAACUAAUACCGAGGCUCAGCUGGCUGACCGCCUCAGCGGUGGUGUUAAUGUCGCUGGCUCAGGCAAGGGAGAGGUUUUCGUCCGCAGCGGCUGGCAAGCACGUACAAUUCAAAAAGCAUUAUCGGCAGUUGAAGCCGACCCCCUCGCCGACGAUAUCGCCACCAUGCUUAAUCAAUGCCGCGAAGAUAUCAGGACGCUUUGGGAUCACCCCACCGUCAAGGCGCUCAUUGGGACCAGGAAGCUGAAGCUGGACGAGUGGUCGGAGUUCUUCUUGAAUGACAUUGGACGUAUUUCAGCACGGAAUUACGUUCCAACCGUCGAUGAUAUUCUCCACGCUCGUAUCCAGACAAUGGGCGUUGCGGAACACAUCUUUGACGUGGACAUCCAUGGUAAAACUGUGACAUGGCACUUAUAUGACGUGGGUGGUGCGAGGGGCCAACGCCAUUCGUGGGUACCCUACUUUGACGACGCCAACGCCAUUAUCUUUGUCAGCCCCAUCAGCGCAUUUGAUCAGUACCUGGAAGAGGACCCACGAACGAACCGGAUCGACGACUCCUUGCAGCUGUUUACCCAGAUAUGCUCGAAUCCGUUACUGAAGAAGGUUCAUUUGGUAUUGUUUUUGAACAAGACAGAUAUCCUGAGAAAGAAGUUGGAGAGGGGUAUUCCGGUCGCCAAAUACAUUCUUUCCUACGGCGAUCGACCAAACGAAUACGACGCCGUCGUGCAAUACUUCCGUGCACACUUCCUGCAAGUCCACCGCCGGAAUAACGAGAACCGGCGUGUAUUGUACACUCACCUGACCAGCGUCGUGGACACCAAAGCCACUCAGAGUAUCAUAGGCAAUGUUCGCGAUUCGAUAUUCCGAGGAUACUUGCAGUCGGCUGCUCUCGUUUAAUGACAGCUCAAGGAUGAGAUUUACUUUCGCUUGCAGCUUGCUAUUGAUACCACCACAUGUGGAUUCCCAGUGCUUGUAGAACUAUAGUGCAUACCUUUCUUUUGUUGUGUUUCACCACGUCGGCUGGCGAUGACUUGUGAACGUUUUGGUUAGCCCUGUCAGAUUGUUGUAGCUAAUUUAUUUGCAUUGCAAGUAGUGUCGGUAAAGAGUAUACGAUUAUGAUAUUAAUAAUAGUCCUUGCGCCAGUUCACGCGGAUAGUCCC
Coniophora puteana RWD-64-598 SS2 is the source of this 1715-nucleotide messenger RNA. Its product is annotated as guanine nucleotide-binding protein. The transcript is spliced from 11 exons. Gene Ontology annotation, biological process: adenylate cyclase-modulating G protein-coupled receptor signaling pathway. Gene Ontology annotation, cellular component: heterotrimeric G-protein complex. Lineage: Eukaryota; Fungi; Basidiomycota; Agaricomycetes; Boletales; Coniophoraceae. The record is from RefSeq and is a predicted model, not a curated record. Bases 37 to 1452 code for a protein of 471 amino acids. Gene Ontology annotation, molecular function: G protein-coupled receptor binding; GTPase activity; guanyl nucleotide binding.